AUGGGAUGGUUUCUUUAAAUGAUGAUGAUUUCAAUUUUAUUAAUGCUGAUAAUAAGUGAGAGUUAAAAUCUGGUUUAAGGCCUAACCAGGGAAAGUGGAAUAUGUCGGAUUCAAGAUGAGCCUGUAAGAAGGAGGAGGCCGAAAUAAAUGUCCAAACUUGAUGAUAAACCGUAAUCUGGAAAGAAGAGAAAGGAAAAAAUAUGUUGAUUAUUAUCAGCUAAUUAUCAUUAAGAAAGCUUGUUAAUCUGUUCCUUGUUUGGCCUGAAUAGUAUUAUAUUGGUAAAAUAAUUGAGCUCAUUUUUUUGCUUUAAUAUCAAGUUUGCGAUGAAUUAUUAUUAUUAUUAUCAUCAUUUGGACAUUUGGUCCAGUAAUUUUGCAAGGUCGACCUUUUCGUCUCAUAUACAAAGAGGAAUCGACAGUUGAUGCCAAAUCAUUUGUAGAUUGUUGCUCGAUUGAGAGAAGUGAUUUAAAAAAUUUCAAACUUUUUUUAUUUUGCUUCUAACACUUAACAAAUUUAAUCAUGAUUAAAAUAUUAUGGAUCUUGCCUUUAGUGGGCAUCGUCUUAGCAGAUUACGGGCCACCACCAGCCCAAUAUCAUCCACCACCUCCACCUUCAUAUACUAGAUAUGAACCGGAUUAUCCUCGAUCAGAUCAUUACCGACCGUCAUCAUACAAAUCAUACAAGACUCACCAUCCUGAACCUUACCACCCUCAUGGCUACUCUCAUGGAUAUACUCAUGGAUACUCUCAUAAUUAUCAUCCAAAGCCAUAUACUUCAAGACCCUACAAAUACGAAUAUAAACCCGACUACAAACCACAUUACAAACCUGACUACAAACCCGACUAUAAUUCUGAUUAUAAGCCUGAUUAUAAACCUGAGUACAAACCCGAGUACAAACCUGAGUACAAACCUGAGUAUAAACACGAGUACAAACACGAUUACAAACCACACUACAAACCCGACUAUAAGCCCGAUUAUAAACCUGAGUAUAAACCCGAGUACAAACAUGAGUACAAACAUGAAUACAAAUCAGAACACAAACAACCAUACAAUUACGGUUAUCAAGUAGAUGAUGGAUUCGGAAAUGUUCAACACCAAGAAGAGAGAGGAGAUGAUUAUGAAACCCGAGUACAAACAUGA
Molecule: messenger RNA, 1141 nt
Organism: Tetranychus urticae (two-spotted spider mite)
Lineage: Eukaryota; Metazoa; Arthropoda; Arachnida; Trombidiformes; Tetranychidae
Cellular component (GO): chitin-based extracellular matrix
Molecular function (GO): structural constituent of chitin-based larval cuticle
Source: RefSeq, a predicted model, not a curated record